Molecule: messenger RNA, 963 nt
Organism: Antechinus flavipes (yellow-footed antechinus)
Lineage: Eukaryota; Metazoa; Chordata; Mammalia; Dasyuromorphia; Dasyuridae
Product: olfactory receptor 10A2-like
Exons: 1
Coding region: 10-963 (317 amino acids)
Biological process (GO): G protein-coupled receptor signaling pathway
Cellular component (GO): membrane
Molecular function (GO): G protein-coupled receptor activity; olfactory receptor activity
Source: RefSeq, a predicted model, not a curated record
ACAAUCUCUAUGCCAAUGGCUGAGGAAAAUUGGACAACAGUGGAUGAGUUUGUCCUCCUGAGCUUCUCUACCCUGCAACCUGAACUUCAGAUGCUGCUCUUUGUUCUUUUUCUUACCAUUCAACUUGUCACCUUGUUGGGCAACACCCUCAUUAUAGUGGUCACUACUGCAGACUCAGCCUUGCACAGUCCUAUGUACUUCUUCCUCAGGAAUCUUUCUGUGUUAGAGAUCGGCUUUAACAUGGUCAUUGUACCCAAGAUGUUGGAGACUCUACUGGCUCAUGAUACAACCAUUACCUUUCUAAGCUGUGCCACUCAGAUGUAUUUCUUCUUCUUCUUUGGAGUCUCAGAGUGCUGUCUCCUGACCACAAUGGCAUAUGAUCGUUACGUGGCCAUCUGUGAUCCCCUGCGCUACCCAGUUAUCAUGAAUCACAGGGCCUGUGUCCAUUUGGCUGCUGCUUCAUGGCUAACAGGUCUUCCUGUAGCCACUGUACAGGCUACAUGGCUCUUUAGCUUCUCAUUCUGUCAUUCCAAUAAGGUUAACCACUUUUUCUGUGACAGCCCACCUGUGCUAAGUCUGGUCUGUGGAGACACAACAUUGUUUGAAGUCUAUGCUAUUAUAGGGACCACUUUGUUUGUCAUGAUACCCUGCUUCUUUAUACUGAGCUCUUAUGCCCGUAUCGUUGCUGCCAUCCUCAGGAUGCCCUCAGCUGAGGGGAAGCGCAAAGCCUUUUCUACCUGCUCCUCUCAUCUUGUGGUAGUCUCCCUUUUCUAUGGAUCUCUCAGUCUCCUCUAUUUUCGGCCUAAGUCCAAUAACUCUCCUGAAAGUAAGAAAGUAUUUUCACUCUCCUAUACUGUGGUGACGCCCAUGUUAAAUCCCAUCAUCUAUAGCCUGAGGAAUAAUGAAGUAAAGGCAGCACUUUCUAGGACUUUCCUCAGGGCAUUAAGUUUUUGUAAACUGUAA